UAACCCGCGGAACAGGACGACGGAACCAAGCCGUAAGAGGUGUACCGCAGCGGGCUGUCGUGGGGCGAUGGGAACUUGUCGUGGCUCCAUGUGAACUCCGGAGUCCGCUUCUGAGCGAGUCCCACACGCUUCCGCUCGCUCGGCGUUGUGUACCGGUCCGUGGACUCGAUGUUUUCACGCGGAUCUAAGAAGCGGCGCUCGAGCCGCUCGCAGGAGGAAGAGGACCCGGACAGAGGUCAACCCUGCAUGCGCUGUGGAGACGAGUGCCCCGGCUUCCGCGUGCAUGGCUGGAGGAAGAUCUGCGUGCACUGUAAGUGUGUGCGGGAGGAGCACGCCGUGCGCGCCGUGCCCGGCCAGCUGGAGAAGAUGAUGACGAAGCUGGUGUCCGACUUCCAGAGACACUCCAUCUCCGACGACGACUCGGGCUGUGCCUCCGAGGAGUACGCCUGGGUCCCGCCCGGGCUGAAGCCCGAACAGGUGUACCAGUAUUUCAGCUGCAUACCGGAGGACAGGGUGCCGUACGUCAACAGUCCAGGAGAGCGAUACCGCAUCAAACAGCUGCUCCACCAGCUACCCGCCCACGACAGCGAGCCUCGCUACUGCAACUCCCUGGACGAGGAGGAGAAGAAGGAGCUGCGUCUGUUCAGUCAGCAGAGGAAGAGGGAGAACCUGGGCCGAGGAAUCGUCCGACUCUUCCCGGUGACCAUGACGGGAGCCAUCUGCCAGCAGUGUGGCAGACAGAUCUCUGGAGGGGAUAUAGCCGUGUUUGCCAGCCGGGCGGGGCACAGCAGCUGUUGGCAUCCUCAGUGUUUUCAGUGCGCCUCCUGCAGCGAGCUGCUGGUGGAUCUGAUCUACUUCUACCAGGACGGGCAGAUCUACUGCGGGCGGCACCACGCUGAGCGGAUAAAGCCUCGCUGCCAGGCCUGCGACGAGAUCAUUCUAGCAGACGAGUGUACGGAGGCGGAGGGGAGACACUGGCACAUGAAGCACUUCUGCUGUUUCGAGUGUGAGGCGGCUCUGGGCGGCCAGCGUUACAUCAUGAGAGAGAGUCGGCCGUACUGCUGCUCCUGCUACGAGUCGCUCUACGCCGAAUACUGCGACACCUGUGGCGAGCACAUCGGAAUAGACCAGGGCCAGAUGACUUACGAGGGCCAACACUGGCACGCGGCGGAGUCGUGUUUCUGUUGCGCCCGCUGUCGACUUCCGCUGCUGGGGAGACCCUUCCUCCCUCGAGGAGGCCUCAUCUUCUGCUCCAGACCCUGUUCCCUGGGGGAAGAGCCCGACCACUCCGACUCCUGUGACUCGGCUGUUCAGAGCCGGUCCCCCCAGCACUCCCGCUGCCAGACGGCAGGGAAGGUCCAGCAGUCUCAGAGCUGUUCCCCGCAACAGACACCAGGGGGCGCCAAACUGCCCACCUCACCUGCAGAGGACCGUAUCCACGCCGCAACCCAAAACAGAGGAGUCCGCUACACAACUGAGGUCCAAAGUGGAGUCCCAACACUCUCUGGUCACCCUUAUCCCGGAGGCUCCCACCCACCCCUUCCUCAUAUUCAUCUAGAAAACGGAUUAGAGCCACCAUGGCCCGGCGGUUUGUCUCAGUAUGGUUUACAGCAAGGCGACUGUGGUGUCAAACCUCCGGUCAGCAGUCCAGAGAUCAGGGGAGAGCUAAACGGACAUGCCGGUCACCCGCUUACCAGCCUUCAUUCAAGAGGAACUUCGACCGCUAAGGACCACGACAGCCGAAUGGAGAGGAGCAAUCAAGUUCUGCAAGCGUUUCCUUCCCAGAAAAGCUCUGCGUCACAAGCGAACCCGCUCCGCCCGUCCGACUCGGCUCCUCUCCCGCCGAACCUCCCGCCGCCGCUGCCCUCCAAGUCUCGUGAUCUGAUGAGCCUGGAUUCACCCUCGCCAAAUCCCCCCCAACCGGACGACAGACCCCCGAACACUCCACCCACUUUGGUACGCAGUGGGACGGCCAGGGUCAGCUUCAGAGAGCCGAUCAGCUGUAGCUACACGGUCGAGGACGACGAUGAGGAGGAAGAUGACGAAGAGGAGAACGAGGAGGGGCGAGCCGAGGGAGAGGAGGAUCACCCGGAUGAAGAUGAGCCGGAGGGAGGUUUCGGACGCAGGCUACACCUCCAUAAAGGCAUUCCACCUCAGAUGGACCUGCUGGAUGGCUCGUGUUACUACCAGCGUAGCUUGCGGCGAGGCUGGGGUCGUCGCAUGGCGUCGGACUCCGCCCUCCACCUCGGCACGGACGGACACUUCCGACGCUCUCGUGUCGACCGCCCUCGGCUGGACGCCCUGGACUGGAGGGGGGAAAAGGAGAGAGACAGGAGCUCCUCGGCCUCCGCCGGCGGGCCCUCGCUCACCCUCCAACCGGGGCAGUACAAACACGAAGACUCCUGCUCCACCUGCUCCUCAUCCUCAGACUCGGAGGAGGAAGGCUACUUCCUGGGCCAGCCCAUCCCCCUGCCGCCGCAGCUUCGAAGACACUGGCCCGAGGGCGGCAGAGAGAGAGCGAGUGGAGGAGAAGAGGAGGAGAAAGAGAGGGAAUCGGGGAAAGACUGGGGGUUGAGAGGCAGCAUGAGAAAGCGGAGGAGGGCUCACAGCCUCGGGGACAAGGACAAAGACAAAAACUGUGCCAUCUCUUAACCAAGACGACUCCAAGUACACUCACUUAUGUUGUGCGACCGCUCACCAGACUGUGUUGUAUGGCCACAUAGUUGAAUCUGGUACACUCGUAUCCAAAAGUGGACAAUAGCCCUUUUUCUUUUCUUUUUUUUUUUACCAGAAGCACACUUACAAACUUAUAUUAUACAAAAGGUAACAAAAUCUUAAAAAGUCACUACAGCAAUGAGAAGAAAAAUGACGCAGUAUGGUUUUUUUAUUUCCCUUGCGUUUGCACUGUAUACAGCCGCCAUUUUGUGUCGGGCCAUGGAAUAGUUUCACCUCAACAUGGAGCGGAGCGACUACGAAUGACUAGACUCGCUAGCCCUCGGCUAACGGGUCGGGAGACCCGGGUUCGCGCCCCGGCUGCGGCAGUUCCCGGCUGCCCCCCCCCCCCCCCCUCGAAUUCGCUACAAUGUGUCUGAAAGGCGACAUGACUGCUGAAGGUCACUCGCACAACCUCCAUGACGCGGUUUGACUUGUCCAAGUAAACUGGUUUAGUAUGAACACGCUAACGUGGACUAGCAGGAUGGCGGUUACUCCAGUUAUGGGUGAUUCUUCAAUUUGGGGCACU
Messenger RNA from Lampris incognitus (smalleye Pacific opah), 3241 nucleotides. It is a transcript of the gene prickle3, whose product is annotated as prickle homolog 3. The coding region runs from base 169 to 2652 and encodes 827 amino acids. Lineage: Eukaryota; Metazoa; Chordata; Actinopteri; Lampriformes; Lampridae. The transcript is spliced from 11 exons. Gene Ontology annotation, molecular function: zinc ion binding. The record is from RefSeq and is a predicted model, not a curated record.